This is a messenger RNA of Cyprinodon tularosa, 2243 nucleotides long. Its product is annotated as mesothelin-like protein. Bases 16 to 1863 code for a protein of 615 amino acids. The transcript is spliced from 13 exons. Gene Ontology annotation, cellular component: cell surface. The record is from RefSeq and is a predicted model, not a curated record. Lineage: Eukaryota; Metazoa; Chordata; Actinopteri; Cyprinodontiformes; Cyprinodontidae. Gene Ontology annotation, biological process: cell-matrix adhesion.
GUGAUAAUAGUGUGUAUGUGUUUGUGUAGUUUGUCCUCCUCUGUCCUGCAAGGAUUCACAUGCACAAGUGUAAGAACAUUCAAAAAGGUGCAGAUCAAAAAUCUGGUCAAAGCCUGUCGGCGGAGAGGAAGAAAUAAAGUCACACUGGUGGAGUCUCAGUUGACCUGCAUGUACAACCACAUCAGUGCAGAAUCCGACAUCACCAGCUUUGACCUUUUCCCUCCUGAUGUGCUGCUGUACUAUGACUACUCUCUGGUGCCACAGGUAAGCUGCAGGGCAUACUUUGAACAGCUGGGUGAUGCUGACUUCUCAGUUUUCUCCUCGGACCUCACCUACAAACGGAUCGCCCUCUUUGACAAUGCUAGGAGCUGCCUGGGCAUAGCGAGCACAAGCUUGACAGCGGAUCAAAUAAACGUUUUGGGAAACAUGUGUUGCUUCCUGAAUGCAUCCUACAUCCUGAACUCUGAUUCUUCCAUGUUGGAGAAACUAAAGACCUGCCAAGACCUCUCUGAUGCUCAAGCAGCUGCAGUGGAAGCUGUUCUGAUCAAGGGGAACACUACAUAUGGAAACCCUUCAACAUGGACUGACACAACUCUGAGGAGCCUCGACACAUUGCCUUUGUACAUGUCUUCAGAUUUCUAUGACAACUUUGAAAAACCUGUAAAGCGCAGAUUCCUAAGAUACUUCCUGAAAGUUCUCAGACAGAAUAGAGUCAGUCGAGCAAAGAGGAGGAGGAUGAAGGCAGAGAUAAGAAAAUCUAUCAGAAAAAGAACGAGACGAGAUGCAGUCAGUGAAUGCACCGUGGGAACAAUCAAUGAAGUUGUCAUCAGUGAUGAAAGUUUCCCCUUGGACUAUGACGACGUCAAUCAGUUCAACAGCUGUCUCAGUGCUGCAACGGUCAGAGACAACCUGGAAGCCAUCACCCAGAAGGUUGAUCUAGAAGAUUACCUUAAGAUUGUCCUCGAGAAGCUAAGACAGGCUUACACCACCAACAUUCCUGAAGAUCAGGUUCAGCUCUUGGGCGUGGCGUCCCGUUUUGCCUCAGCUGAUGAGGUCAGUACAUGGGAAAUCACUCAAGUUGACACGCUCGCAGCUUUGAUGGACACAGCAAAUGGAGAGUUGGAUCCAAGCUUGGCCAGAGCUAUUAUCUCUAAGUAUCUGAGCGUAAAUGGCAAUGAACUUGGCAGCACUGAGCUUAAUGCCAUCAGAGGACAAAACCUGUGCUCUUUGGAUAUUGAGGUUCUUAGAAACAUUUCCAGCCAGAACAUAAGGGACGCAGAAGGGUUGGAUGUGUCCAACUGCACCUCAGAAAAACAAAGAGCCCUUUUCAACACUGCCAGACAAGCGUUCAUAACCUCGAGGAAUUCAGACUCUGUUUCAGUGUUCCAGCUCUUACAGCCAUACCUGGGGGGUGCACCUUCUGAGUAUAUCCAAAGUUUGUCCGGCUCUAACGUCAAUAUGGACCUUCGGACCUUUGUUAACCUGGAUGAGGAGUUUGUACAGAGUCUGACUGUUGAGCAAGUUAAAGGACUGGUUGGUGACAACCUGGCAGAUCUGAAGAGCUUUGAAAAUAAUCCAGUAGUAAGAAGCUGGAUCACAAAUCAAUUACAGUCGGACCUUGACAAGCUGGGAAUAAACCUUGUGGGAGGUAGAGCGGACCCAACAACCAACUCCCAAACCACCAAGGCUACUACACAGUCUGUCACAAAAGAUGGCCUAAAUGUCCAAACCACAACAACUACCACAGCUACCACAACACCUACCACAACUACCACAGCUGCUGGAGUCCGGAUGCAAGGAGACGUUGCUGGCUUCACCUUCCUGGUUUUCCUGGGACUGCUCAUCUCUUCCCAGCAGAUCUGAGGGAACGCAUGGCUGCUCACCAUGAACACACUGUAGGCUAAAAAUCAAUACCUGGAUCAAAGGGACUUUUAUCUACGAUAUGUCUUAAUGAAAAUGUCAGGCGGUGUAUCUAUUGAACAAGAAUAUGUGCCAAUAUUGUGCUUAUGAUUAUCAAAUUCUCUAUUUUAACCCCUCUUCUAUUGGUUUAUUUAAUAAAAGAUGUACUUUUUAUUACUAUUAUUAAUUUUGUUUAUGAUUCAUCAUGUAAAGGUUGGCUCUGUGAACACUUAAAAUAAAAUCAUUGAUUCAGCUUCUUUUUCUGUAACAUGUUACAUUUUGCUUCUGUAAAAAUUUAAGGAUAAAACUUAUACUGACUAAUAAAUAUCUGUUUAAUGCAAACA